Messenger RNA from Durio zibethinus, 3215 nucleotides. The record is from RefSeq and is a predicted model, not a curated record. NCBI's taxonomy places the organism in Eukaryota, Viridiplantae, Streptophyta, Magnoliopsida, Malvales, Malvaceae.
GUGAUUAGAGUUUCAGAAAUCGAUAAAAGUUUUAGCUGUAAACGGAAAGUCACUUGAAAAACCCAAACCUAAUGUCCAAAACGUAGCUUAGACAUUGAAUUGAAUCCCAAAUUUCUCCCACCAAAAUGGCAAAAUUGGAGAAUUUGAAAACCAAUUUGUCUCUUCCAUACGCUAAGAUCCACCCUUCGAUUGAUCUGGAGGCCGAUCCCAAUUCCUAUUCCCUUGAGAAAUUCAGGCUUUACGAAACCCGAGCGAGGUUUUAUUUAAUUGGGAGUGAUAGGAACAAGAAAUUCUUUAGGGUGUUGAAAAUUGAUCGAUCAGAACCAUCUGAUCUUAAUAUCAGUGAAGACCCAGUGGUUUACUCACCGCAAGAGAUCAAAAACUUGCUUCAGCGGAUUGCUGAAGGAAAUCGUGCGACUGGGGGCUUAAACUUUGUGGCAAAGGUUUUCGGAAUUGUGGGUUGCAUCAAGUUUUUGGAGUCAUACUACUUGAUUCUGGUUACAAAGCGGCGGCAAAUUGGAUUUAUAUGUGGUCAUGCAAUAUAUAGGAUAGAUGAGAGCCAGUUGAUCACAAUUCCUCAUGUUUCAGUUCAAUCCGAUGUAGCACAUUCUAAAACAGAGCUAAGGUACAAGAAGCUGCUAUCCAGUGUGGAUUUGACCAAAGAUUUUUUCUAUAGCUAUACAUAUCCCAUAAUGCAAAGUUUGCAAAAAAAUGUUUUAUCCAUGGGUGAAGAAGGGAUGCCAUAUGAUAAUAUAUUUGUUUGGAAUGCCCAUCUAACCCAAGCCAUUCGGUCAAGAUGCAGUAACACUAUUUGGACAAUAGCAUUAGUUCAUGGGCAUUUUAAACAGACUCGGCUAUCAAUCUUUGGGAGGGACUUUAGUGUUACCCUAGUUUCUAGACGGUCUCGGCAUUUUGCUGGAACACGGUACUUGAAAAGGGGAGUGAAUGAUCGAGGAAGGGUUGCAAAUGAUGUUGAAACAGAGCAAAUUGUCCUUGAUGAAGAAGCUGGGUCAUGCAAGGGGAAGAUGAGUUCUGUUGUGCAGAUGCGUGGCUCAAUUCCCCUUUUCUGGUCCCAAGAAGCUUCAAAAUUGAGUCCUAAACCUGAUAUAAUCUUACAGAGGUAUGAUCCAACAUACCAGGCAACCAAACUGCAUUUUGAGGACCUGGCAAAGAGAUACGGCAAUCCAAUAAUUGUACUUAAUUUAAUCAAGACCAAAUAUUUUAAAGUCUUUGAAGUAGGCAUGGGGCACUUACAGAUAACUCCCUUUCCUUCAGCCUCCUCUUCUCUCAUCUAUGUGCAUACUGUUGAGAAAAGACCUAGAGAGAUGAUGUUGAGGCGUGAAUUUGCAGCUGCAGUUGGGUAUUUGAACACAAUUCUCUCGGAAGAGAACCAUCUGAAAUUUAUUCAUUGGGACUUUCACAAGUUUGCCAAGAGCAAGUCUGCCAAUGUUUUGGCUGUUUUGGGUGCUGUGGCUGGUGAAGCUCUUGAUUUGACCGGUUUUUACUAUAGUGGUAAACCCAGCACUGUUAAGAGAAGAGCCAACCAACUUAAUAGAGCAAGUGCCGGAAGGGAAGCAUCUCUUAGAGAUCUGAGAGGUAAAUCUGGGGAUCUUGUGAGGAUUGGAAGCAGUAAUGAGAAUUUAAAUUCUCUAACCAUUCGAGACAGAGAGGGUGAUUUAAGUCAACAAAUUAAAAGUGAUAAUUAUGAUGAACCUCCAAGAUUUCAGAGUGGAGUACUGCGAACUAACUGCAUUGACUGUUUGGAUCGUACAAAUGUUGCACAGUACGCUUAUGGCUUGGCAGCUUUAGGUCGCCAACUCCAUGCAAUGGGAUUGACGGACAAGCCUAAAGUGGACCCUGAUAGUAGCAUUGCUGCUGCUCUCAUGGACAUGUAUCAGAGCAUGGGAGAUGCUCUUGCACAGCAGUAUGGAGGUUCUGCUGCCCAUAACACUGUUUUUCCAGAGAGGCAGGGAAAGUGGAAAGCUACAACCCAGUCUAGAGAGUUUCUCAAGUCUAUCAAGAGAUAUUAUAGUAAUGCCUACACGGAUGGUGAAAAACAAGAUGCAAUAAACUUAUUUUUGGGCUACUUCCAACCACAGGAGGGAAAACCUACUCUUUGGGAGUUGGAUUCUGAUUACUAUCUUCAUGUUUCAGGGACAGGGGAUGACCUAUUCCCUGAUAAGUGUGCGGAGGAUAAUGUUAAGCCUUUAGGAGUAGCGGGAAAGAUCCUUGCCCCCAUUCCCGCUUGUAGGGUAGACUUUUCACGAAUGAAGUUGACAUCAUUUGAUAAAUUGAUAGAACGCACAUGUAGUUCAAUAAAGAAUGUAAGACUGUGUAGUGAACCUGAUCAAAGACCUGGUGGUCCUACAGCAAAUUCUGGUGUGGCACCUGAUGCAGCUGAAAUACAGCUUAAAAGUCCAAAUUGGCUCUUUGGCCAAAGAAAGUUUGAAGAAGCUGUGGCUGCCCCCAAAGUCACUGUGCAUGAAAUUAAAAAUGGAGGCCACAAUGCUGAAAUGAAAGUUGACGAUUUCUGUGACUUAAAUUGGCUUUCUUCCUAUGAUGAUGACGAACAGGAUAUUUUCCAGAGGUACCUCUCAAUGACCUCUGUUGAUGAAGCCAAUGGUUGGUAUGGUGGAACACUUCUUGGUGAUCAAGAUGAAAGCAGUCAGAUAUAUAGGCAUUAUGCUGAAUUAUGUCAGGGACCAGCCAUGGAGCCUUUCCAACAUGAUCUAGAAAGAGAGAAGCAUUAUGCUGAUGUUCUACAAAUGAACAGGAUUGAUCUUGUAGAUGAUGCAGCUGUGGAAGCAGAGAUGGCAGCAGCUCUGAAGGAAUAUGAUGUAAUUGGUGCUGAUCUUGGGAUUUUCCCUGUCUCGUGCAAAUCAUUUACCGAAGAUCCAAGUCAGUUAACACGAUGGAUCAUUGGUGAGGACAAGCUGCUAAAGGCUUUUCAAAAAUUUCUGCUUGUAUGGAAGAUAUUUAGACUUGAGAUAUAUCUCACUCGGUACAUUUGUAUGGUUUGUAUGGGUGAGCUUCCUCUUUGUUCAAAAAAACCAGAAAGACAAUAUUUCCUCUUUGAACUUGGGAUCUGUAAAAUGCCAAAUUUCUUUCUCAAGGAAAUUGGUGACAAGUUUCGUGGAAUUUUAAUGUUGUUUCUUAUGUUAAUACCACUGAAAUUAAUUAAGCAUUUAAAAAGGGGGUAAAAAUUUUUUUUCUUC